Messenger RNA from Gongylonema pulchrum, 483 nucleotides. NCBI's taxonomy places the organism in Eukaryota, Metazoa, Nematoda, Chromadorea, Rhabditida, Gongylonematidae. The record is from the annotation of a GenBank genome assembly.
AUGAUAGAAAGCAAGUUGCCUGCAGGAUACGGAAACAUUACACCAACAUCGCCGGCAGCACAACUUUUUUGUAUAGCAUUCUCCAUAUUUGGCAUACCGAUGACUCUAUUAACUUUAGCUAAUCUCGGCAAAUAUCUUACAAAAGGAUACUGGAUGGCAUUGGCUUGCGUGGGCCAGGAAAUGCGUUGGCGACCAUGCGAAAAUGCUAAAAUGCCAUUACCGACUCUUCUCGUACUGUUCUUGCUCACAUUCGCAUUUGGCUCACUGUUAUUCUACCAAAAAGGCAAAGGUUUCUCUGUGGAUGAUGUUUACUUCAGCAUUAUUAGUUUUGCAACUGUUGGAUUCGGUGACAAAUUUCCAACAGCAGAUGAUCCGUUACGUUUAAUAGCGAUGGUUUGUUACCUGGUAUGGGGUAUGAUUUUAAUGACAACCACAUUCUCCAAUGUAAGCAGCUAUCUCAGGACGGUAUGCUUUCAGUUAUAA